Alternaria burnsii is the source of this 1746-nucleotide messenger RNA. Its product is annotated as mfs general substrate transporter. The coding region runs from base 1 to 1746 and encodes 581 amino acids. Gene Ontology annotation, biological process: transmembrane transport. Lineage: Eukaryota; Fungi; Ascomycota; Dothideomycetes; Pleosporales; Pleosporaceae. Gene Ontology annotation, cellular component: fungal-type vacuole membrane. Gene Ontology annotation, molecular function: transmembrane transporter activity. The transcript is spliced from 3 exons. The record is from RefSeq and is a predicted model, not a curated record.
AUGUCGCUCUCGCAACGAGUGACGUCGAUAGAGGAGCAUGAGCCGUGGAGUAGAGAGGCAAGCCCGGACUCUAGGCACCGGAAGAUGAGCUUCAACCCAGUCGGCACAUGGACAGAGCAAACUGGCGAAGAGCCAACGAUAGGCGCAUUCGAAGUGCCUAAGUGGAAGAGACUGCUCCAGGUCUUACUCGCCGUUAUCUACUGCCUCUUCGCCGCCGGUGUCGUCUUCGGUUACGCCGCGAUAAAACCCGUACUACUUGAGGAGGGUGUAUACAGAGACUACUGCACAAAGGAAGAACUGGAUCAAGAUGUACACGUCUGCUACGAACAGGAGCUCCGGCUAAACCUCAUGUUCACCAUUGCCGCUGUAUCUACGAACGUCGUCGCGCUUCCUGUCGGUACAAUCCUCGAUCGCUUCGGACCACGCGUGUGCGGUAUAACUGGGGCGAUAUCUAUAACGAUUGGCGCAUUGCUUUUCGCGUUCGCAAAGGAAUUGCCGCUUGAUGGUUAUAUCCCUGGAUAUCUGUUCAUGGCGUUGGGCGGACCGUUCAUCUUCAUUUCAUCGUUCCAGCUCAGCAACACAUUCCCGCAGUACUCUGGACUGAUCUUGGCACUUUUGACCGGAGCUUUCGAUACCUCGAGCGCGAUCUUUCUGAUGUACCGACUUGUCUACCAAGGUACAGACGGCAAAUUCUCGAUCAAGAAGUUCUUCCUUAUCUAUCUUAUCGUUCCGGCCUUUAUCCUUGUGGUGCAAGUCCUCUUCAUGCCAUCGGUGUCUUACAAAACAGUUGGUGAACUCGUUACCAGCGCAGAGGAGGAGCAAGUCAUCCACGACUCAGACGACGAGAUCGAAGACGCUGCGACGGUUCGAAGCAUACAGGAUGCGCGACGAGCACAUCGCGACAGCAUUGUCAGCGAGAUCACAUCUUUGCUUGGCACCAAAGACGGCAAGAAGCAGGCUGAAGAGGAAGACAAGAAAAAGAAUAUCUCAGGUGUUUGGGGAGCGCUACACGGUCGCACCGCCAGCCAGCAAAUCCGCACUCCUUGGUUCAUUCUUAUCACACUGUUCACGGUCCUCCAGAUGACGCGCAUCAACUACUUUGUCGCCACAAUCCGGACGCAGUACACAUAUCUUUUCCAUGACUACAACAAGGCGGUUGAGAUCAACAACUUCUUUGAUGUCGCACUUCCCGUGGGCGGUGUCUUGUCAGUUCCAUUUAUUGGUCUGCUUCUCGACAACACAAGCACUACCUUUACGCUGUCCCUACUUGUCACUGUAGCGACAACUAUUGGAGUACUGGGUGUGAUUCCGGAGACAUGGGCUGCAUACGCCAACAUCAUCCUCUUUGUGCUAUACCGACCUCUAUACUAUACCGCAGUCUCCGAUUAUUCGGCCAAGGUCUUCGGCUUCGCCACCUUCGGCAAAGUCUACGGCCUCAUCAUCUGCCUUGCCGGUGUCCUCAACUUCUCGCAAUCUGCCCUUGACGCUGCUACGCACAAGACCUUCAAGAACGAUCCCGUACCUAUCAACGUCAUUUUGCUCAGCUUGGCGCUGCUUGUCGGUCUCGCACUUGUGACAUUUGUGUGGCGAAAGAGCCAUAAGAUCCAACGGGAGAACAUUGAAGAGGAGGCUGAGGAGGCGAGGGAGACACUUAUGCCGAAUGCUAGUGAGAUCAAUGGAUACGGGUCGAUGAAUGGAAGUGGGACAGCGAGUCCUGGGGAAGAGGAUAGGGGCAGGAGGCUGUGA